Echinops telfairi (small Madagascar hedgehog) is the source of this 1209-nucleotide messenger RNA. It is a transcript of the gene AFG2B, whose product is annotated as spermatogenesis associated 5 like 1. The record is from RefSeq and is a predicted model, not a curated record. Gene Ontology annotation, molecular function: ATP hydrolysis activity; ATP binding. NCBI's taxonomy places the organism in Eukaryota, Metazoa, Chordata, Mammalia, Afrosoricida, Tenrecidae.
AUGGUUGUCAUCGGGACUCCUACACUUCAACAACGAAAAGCGAUUCUGGAAGUGAUUACCUCAAAGAUGCCAAUCUCCGGUCUUGUUGAUUUGGGGCUCCUUGCAGAAAUGACAGUUGGCUAUGUUGGCACAGACUUGACAGCACUCUGUAGAGAGGCUGCCCUGCAUGCUAUGCUUCACAGUGACGAGAAUCGGGACAAGUCAGUGACUGAUGAAACAGACUUCCUCGAAGCUUCUAAGAAUAUUCAGCCCUCUUCAUUUCGCAGUGCCAUUGGAUUGAUGGACAUCAAACCUGGUGACUGGGAGCAGAUUGGCAGUCUUGAUAAGAAGUGAAAACAGAGGGUUGAAUGGCCUCUGAAAUUCCCCCAAGAGUUUGUGAGGAUGGGCCAAAGGGGGCUCUCCUCUAUGCCCCCCACCCCCGGGGUGUGUGUGAAAACCUCCCUGGUGAGGGCUCUGGCCACCAACUGCUGGUGCUCUUUCACGUCUGUCAGUGGAGCUGAUCUCUUCUCACCUUUUGUUGGGUAUUCAGAAAAAGUCUUGUCUCAGGCAUUUCGACAAACAACAGCAAAUCUCACUCCAGCAAUUAUAUUUUUGGACAAAAUUGGUUCAAUCUUGGGUUCUCGAUCAGUCAGCAAUACUGGCUGUGAUGUUCAAGAGCGAGUUCUUUCUGUUCUUCUGAAUGAAUUGGAUGGUGUUGGACUGAAGCAAUCAAAUCAACAGGAUAAACUCAAGGAGCUGAAACAAAAUGAAGAGGAAGGGUUUCAAGAAGUUUUUAAUCAAAAGGUCAUGAUUGUUGCAGCAAACAAUAGACCUGAUGAUGCCUUGCUACGGCCUGGAAGAUUACAUAAGAUUCUUCCUAUUCCACCUCCAGAUCAAAAGGGCAGGCUUUCUGUUUGGGAAGUCUGCACAAAAAACAUGCCAGUCGGACCUGAUGUUGCUUCAGAAAGCCUCGCUGCAGGAACAGGUUUUUUCUCUGGAACUGACCUUAGAAACCUCUGCAAAGAAGCCGCCUUGCUGGCUCUUCAAGAAAAUGGACUAGAAGCAACUACAGUGAAACAGGAGCACUUGCUAAAAUCACCUAAAACUGUAAAACCUUCCUUAAGUCACAAGGACUUGACUUUCUAUGAAAACUUAUUUCAGAAACACAUUUCUAACCAUCAGUCCAGUGGUCUAAUGGACUAUGCAGGCAGCAGUCUCCAGAAGAACUAG